Aphidius gifuensis is the source of this 718-nucleotide messenger RNA. It is a transcript of the gene RpS11, whose product is annotated as 40S ribosomal protein S11-like. The transcript is spliced from 5 exons. Gene Ontology annotation, molecular function: structural constituent of ribosome. The record is from RefSeq and is a predicted model, not a curated record. NCBI's taxonomy places the organism in Eukaryota, Metazoa, Arthropoda, Insecta, Hymenoptera, Braconidae. The coding region runs from base 120 to 590 and encodes 156 amino acids. Gene Ontology annotation, cellular component: cytosolic small ribosomal subunit; ribosome. Gene Ontology annotation, biological process: translation.
UUGGUCAAAAUAUUCCACCUGAUUAUUAUUCUAUAUUCACGACGCCGUGCGAUUAGAAGACCGGGAUGCAAAAUUAGUCCCAAACCGGCAACCGCGCUCUCUUUCUUUUACCAUCAACGAUGGCUGACCAUCAGACUGAACGUGCUUUUCAAAAGCAACCAACAGUUUUCCUUAACCGUAAAAAGGGAACUGGUUCUAAAUCAUUGAAAACUCCACGUUACACUCGUAAUGUUGGUCUUGGUUUCAAGACUCCACGUGAGGCUCUUGAAGGUGGUUACAUUGACAAAAAAUGUCCAUUCACUGGCAAUGUGUCAAUUCGUGGACGUAUCUUGACUGGUGUUGUCCAAAAAAUGAAGAUGCAACGUACCAUCGUCAUCCGUAGAGAUUAUCUUCAUUAUAUUAGAAAAUAUACACGUUUUGAAAAAAGACAUCGUAACAUGAGUGUACAUUUGUCACCAUGUUUCAGAGAUGUUGAAAUUGGUGAUGUUGUCACCAUUGGAGAAUGCAGACCCCUUAGUAAAACAGUUCGUUUCAAUGUACUCAAGGUUACCAAGGGAUCAGGACAAAAGAAAAGCUUCAAAAAAUUCUAAUUACAAUGAAAUAACAAAUGGUUAAAUUGAGCGUCAACAUCUACUUGAAACAUCUUACCAAUUUUGAUACAAUAUUUUCUUAUGUUAUCUCAAGUAAAUUAAUAAAAUUAGCCAAAUAACAAAAAUUU